Molecule: messenger RNA, 8216 nt
Organism: Gallus gallus (chicken)
Lineage: Eukaryota; Metazoa; Chordata; Aves; Galliformes; Phasianidae
Gene: SLIT3
Product: slit guidance ligand 3
Exons: 37
Coding region: 532-5091 (1519 amino acids)
Biological process (GO): negative chemotaxis; axon guidance
Molecular function (GO): calcium ion binding; heparin binding; Roundabout binding
Source: RefSeq, a predicted model, not a curated record
AUGCCCAGUGAAUGGAGAGCGGCGGGCGGGCGCGGCAGCGCCGCGGGUGGGAGCGCCGCCGCCACUCGUCCGCCCCUCGCCGCCUCCCGGUCCCGGCUCCGCCGGCCGUCAGCGCGCGGGUGCCGGCCCACGGCGGCAGCAGCCGAGCGGCGACGGGCAGCGCCUGAGGAGCUCGCGGAGCUUUGAGUUGCCGCCCAGCGCCUCCGCGGGUCACCUGCCCGGCCCAGGUGGGGCGAUGCAGAGCGGAGGAGGCUGCUUGGGAGAUUGCCGCCGCUUCUGAUGGAUGUUUUGUGUGUAUUUAUCUUCGCUCCCGGUUUCUCUUUCAUCUGAAGACGCAUCUGGCUCGAGCUCUGUUAAACUAUCUGCCUUCUGGUACCGCUCGUAGAUAACAGAAGGAAACCUGAGCCCGAAAGGCAAUCCCCCACCUUCUUCCACCUAAUGUAACCCUUUCAGGCUCCUUUGAAGGCAUUUCAUCUUGAAGGGCUGGCUGCUCUCACACACUUUUAUAUCCGCUGGAGUGAUCGAGAAAUCAUGUCUGGUGGAAGAAGUGAGUUUCUGUGCCUUGGAAUGAUCUUGGGCUUUUGGAGCUCCGUGAGUUGGAUGCCUGUUGGAGGCUGCCCGCAUAAAUGUACGUGCAUUGCUUCCAACGUGGAUUGUCAUGGACUAGGACUCAAAACUGUACCGAGGGAUAUUCCCAGGAAUGCUGAGAGACUUGAUCUGGAAAAAAAUAACAUAACGAGAAUCACAAAGAUGGACUUCUCGGGACUGAAGAAUCUCCGUGUCUUACACUUGGAAGAAAAUCAGAUCAGUGUGAUAGAACGUGGAGCGUUUCAGGAUCUAAAGCAACUUGAACGACUGCGUCUGAACAAGAACAAAUUGCAAGUUCUUCCAGAGCUCCUUUUUCAGAACACGCAGAAGUUAACCAGAUUAGACCUCAGUGAAAACCAGAUAAAAGGAAUCCCUAGAAAGGCCUUUCGAGGAAUCAUUGACGUGAAGAACUUGCAGCUGGACAACAACCAGAUCAGCUGCAUCGAGGAUGGAGCUUUCCGCGCCCUGCGCGACCUGGAGAUCCUUACUCUCAACAACAACAACAUCACCCGCAUUCCUGUUACCAGUUUCAAUCACAUGCCAAAGAUCAGGACUCUGCGGCUGCACUCCAACUUCCUGCACUGCGACUGCCACCUGGCCUGGCUGUCCGACUGGCUGCGGCAGCGACGCACCAUCGGGCAGUUCACCUUCUGCCUGGCGCCGGUCAGCCUGCGGGGCUUCCUGGUGGCCGAGGUGCAGAAAAAGGACUUCGUCUGCUCUGGUUCCCAAUCCGAACCACCAUCAUGCAGUGCCAGUUCCAUCACUUGCCCUUCUGCCUGCACCUGCAGCAACAAUGUAGUGGAUUGUCGAGGAAGGGGCUUAACAGAAAUUCCAGCUAACCUACCGGAGGACAUUUGGGAAAUCCGUUUGGAACAAAACCUCAUCAAAGUCAUUCCCCCUGGAGCUUUUACCCAGUACAAGAAACUUAAGAGAAUAGACAUCAGCAAGAAUCAGAUAUCUGAAAUUGCACCGGAUGCAUUCAAAGGCUUGAAAUCUCUCAUUUCAUUAGUGCUCUAUGGAAACAAGAUCACAGAGAUUCCCCAGGGCCUUUUUGAUGAUCUUGUGUCUCUGCAGCUGCUGCUUCUCAAUGCCAAUAAGAUCAACUGUCUGAGGGUAAACACGUUCCAAGGUCUGCAUAAUCUCAAACUGCUAUCUCUUUAUGACAACAAAUUGCAGACCAUCAGCAAGGGGCUCUUUGCACCUCUCCGAUCGAUCCAAACUCUACAUUUAGCUCAGAAUCCAUUUGUGUGCGACUGCCAUUUGAAGUGGCUGGCUGAUUACCUGCAGGAUAAUCCGAUAGAAACCAGCGGCGCUCGAUGCAGCAAUCCGCGUCGCCUUGCCAACAAACGAAUCAGCCAGAUCAAGAGCAAGAAGUUCCGCUGCUCAGGGUCAGAGGAUUACAGAAGUAAAUUCACUGGGAAGUGUUUCAUGGAUCUUGUCUGUCCUGAGAAGUGUCGCUGUGAGGGAACAGUUGUGGACUGCUCCAACCAAAAGCUAACCCGAUUACCCAGCCACCUUCCUGAAUAUACCACUGAUCUGCGUUUGAAUGACAAUGACAUUUCUGUUUUGGAAGCUAUUGGACUCUUCAAGAAAUUGCCCAACCUCAGAAAAAUAAAUCUGAGCAAUAAUAAGAUCAAGGAGAUUCGAGAAGGCACAUUUGAUGGAGCUUCGGGAGUGCAGGAGCUGAUUCUGACAGAGAAUCAACUGGAAUCAGUGCACGGACGAAUGUUUAGAGGCCUCACGGGGCUGAAGACACUAAUGCUGAGGAGCAACUCUAUCAGCUGCAUAAACAAUGACACCUUCGCUGGACUGAGCUCAGUGAGGCUUCUUUCUCUGUACGACAAUCACAUCAGCACCAUCACACCUGGAGCCUUCAGCACAUUAGUCUCUUUGUCUACAAUCAAUUUGCUGGCUAACUCCUUUAAUUGUAACUGUCAUUUGGCCUGGCUGGGAAAGUGGUUGAGGAAGAAGAGAAUUGUCAGUGGAAAUCCACGCUGCUUGAAACCCUUUUUCUUGAAGGAUAUUCCAAUCCAAGAUGUAGAUGCCCAGGAUUUCACCUGUGAGGGUAAUGAUGAAAGCAGCUGCUUGCUUUCUCCUCCCUGUCCUUCCCAGUGUACCUGUGUGGACUCGGUGGUACGUUGCAGCAACAAAGGGCUGCGAGUAAUGCCCAAAGGAAUUCCCAAAGAUGUGACUGAGCUAUACCUGGAAGGGAACCACCUGACUGCUGUGCCGAAGGGACUCUCUGCCUUCAGGCACCUGACACUGAUUGAUUUGAGCAACAACAGCAUAAGUGUAUUGGCCAAUUAUACCUUCAGCAACAUGACCCAGUUAUCAACACUCAUCUUGAGCUACAACAGACUUCGGUGCAUUCCAGUCCACGCGUUCAAUGGGCUCAGGUCUCUUAGAGUGCUGACGCUCCACGGGAAUGAUAUUUCCAGUGUUCCCGAAGGUUCAUUCAACGACCUGGUGUCCCUGUCCCAUCUGGCUCUAGGUACCAACCCUUUACACUGUGACUGCAACCUCCGCUGGCUUUCCGAGUGGGUGAAGGCAGGGUACAAAGAGCCAGGAAUAGCCCGCUGCAGCGGGCCGGAAGCCAUGGUGGACAGGCUGCUGCUCACAACACCAACCCACCACUUCCAGUGCAAAGAGCCGGUAGAUAUCAGCGUUGUGUCCAAGUGUAACCCCUGCCUCUCCAAUCCAUGUAAGAACAAUGGGACAUGCAGCAAUGAUCCAGUGGAGUUUUAUCAGUGCACCUGCCCUUUUGGCUUCAAGGGUCGGGACUGCAGUGUGCCCAUUAAUUCUUGCAUUCAAAAUCCAUGUCAGAAUGGAGGGACCUGCCACCUCACCGAGGCAAAUAAAGAUGGAUUCAGCUGUUCUUGCCCCCUUGGCUAUGAGGGGGAGAGGUGUGAAAUAAACCCAGAUGACUGCGAAGAUAAUGACUGUGAGAAUAACUCUACGUGUGUGGAUGGGAUCAACAACUAUGUCUGUCUCUGUCCUCCUAAUUACACAGGUGAACUGUGUGAUGAGGUGAUUAACCACUGCAUUCCUGAGCUAAAUCCAUGCCAACAUGAGUCCAAAUGUGUUCCACUUGACAAAGGAUCCAGAUGCGAGUGCUUGCCUGGUUACAGUGGCAAACACUGUGAAAUAGAUGACGAUGACUGUGUGGGCCAUAAGUGUCGCCAUGGAGCUGUCUGCGUAGAUGCAGUCAAUGGCUACACCUGCGUCUGUCCUCAGGGCUUCAGUGGACUUUUCUGUGAAACUCCUCCACCGAUGGUUCUGCUCCAGACGAGCCCAUGUGAUAACUACGAGUGCCAGAACGGGGCCCAGUGCAUCGUCGCACACCAGGAGCCCGUCUGCCGCUGUCUUGCUGGCUUUGCUGGGCAAAAGUGUGAGAAGCUCAUCACGGUGAACUUUGUUGGGAAGGAUUCCUAUGUGGAGUUGCCAUCAGCAAAAAUUCGCCCUCAGGCAAACAUUUCCCUUCAGGUAGCAACAGACAAGGACAAUGGCAUCUUGUUGUACAAAGGAGACAACGAUCCUUUGGCUCUGGAGUUGUACCAAGGACAUGUGAGGCUCAUCUAUGACACACUGAAUUCUCCACCUACCACAGUAUAUAGUGUGGAAACAGUAAAUGAUGGGCAAUUUCAUAGUGUGGAACUUGUGAUGCUGAAUCAAACUCUGAACCUGGUGGUGGACAAGGGGACUCCCAAGAGUCUGGGAAAACUCCAGAAACAGUCUUCUGUCAGCCUCAACACACCGCUCUACAUUGGAGGGAUCCCGACCUCUACUGGAUUAUCUUCGCUGCGCCAGGGUGCAGAUAAGACACCAAAUGGCUUUCAUGGAUGUAUUCACGAUGUUCGCAUCAAUAACGAGCUACAGGAUUUCAAGGAUUUACCACAGCAGUCGAUAGGAGUCCUUCCUGGCUGUAAAUCCUGUAACAUCUGCAAGCACGGCAUUUGCCGAUCCCUGGAAAAAACGAGUGUGGUUUGUGAGUGUCACCCCGGCUGGACGGGCCCCCUGUGUGACCAGGAAAUUGGAGACCCAUGUCUUAACCACAAGUGUCUGCAUGGGAAGUGCAUGGCAGCCAACGUUGCUUACACCUGUAAGUGCAUGGAAGGCUACACAGGCACGUACUGUGACAAGAAGAACAAUUCCUCGAACCCCUGCAGGAUUUUGAAAUGCAACCAUGGGCAGUGUAAGAUUUCUGAGCAUGGGGAACCCUACUGUGAAUGUGAUCCCAACUAUAGCGGAGACCACUGUGACAGAGAGAAUCUCUGCCAAGGGGAGAUCAUUCGAGAAGUGGUCCGUAAGCAGCAGGGCUACACGACGUGCGUCACCGCCUCCAAAGUGCCCCGCAUGGAAUGCCACGGCAGCUGCGGCAGCGGGCAGUGCUGCGUCCCACUGCGGAGCAAAAGGAGGAAAUACUUCUUCCAGUGCGUGGAUGGCUCCACCUUCACAGAGGAACUGGAGAGACACGUGGAGUGCGGCUGCUCAAAAUGCUCAUAAGCCAUCCUCCAGCCCCUCGCCACUUUAAUCGACUCAGAAGUGCUAUCAAAAUGGGACCUAUUUACUUUCAGAGUGAAGAAGAAAAGAAUUAUUAAGUAUAUUGUAAAAUAAACAAAAAAUAGAACUUAUUUUUAUUAUGGAAAGUGACUAUUUUCAUCUUUUAUUAUAUAAAGUAUCACACCACUUUGGGUAUAUGUAUCAUAUAGUGAGUUAUUUUUACCAUGAAGCUUUUUUAACAGUUGUAAGAAAAAAAAAUUAAAAAGUUAAAAUUUAAAAAAAUUAUAUAAAGAAAACAUAGCCUAACAGGAGAAAUGUUGGGGUGGGGGGGGGGGGUUUAUAUGUAUGCACAACAGACAAAUGUAAAGGCGUUCCAAGGACCUGCUGCGGAAUCGAUACGGGCUGAAGAAAUCUCCCAGGCUGUGGGCUGGGUCUGCACCAAAGCAGAUCCCCGUGCUGACAGCCUCCUGCCUGCCCACACACCCUGAGCAGCCUCCCCUCGGUCCCCUGCUCUGCCUAACACUGCCAAUGCUGCUUUGGUCCUGCACAGUGGCUCCGCUUGAUAUCCUUGAACUGGUUCCCUAUAGCACGUAGGCAGUGCCGUAGCUUAAGGCUAACGACGUUAUCUGACUAUUGUAAUGCUAUAAUACAUUUUUGCUGUGUAUGUUGUAUUUAUCUGUGUUCACAAUAUAUUCUUCAGCAACUGUAUCUAUAGAGCACAGGCAGCUUUAUACAAAAGAAGGGGACAAAGGGAAAGAAAGUGGGGAAGUAUAUGUUGCUUUGGGAAAUUUGGGGGCAAAACGUGAAAUAAGUGCUAAGUAAUGCCUAAUAAAUGACAUAGUAGUUUUGUGUUAAUUCCUCAGCUAUGUUAUUUCCCAGGUUUGUGCCUUCUUGCUCCCAGCCUCGAGCCCUUUUUUGUAUACGAAAUAUAAAGAAUGCACUGCUACUAAAUUUGUCAUGCCUUGACACUGUAACUCGCAAAGGUCGUAAAGAGCACGAAAGUGGUGCAGGUGCCAGGAUGUACCUGCAGCAAAAUGGCUUUGACUCUCACCGUCACUUCAGCCAUGGACGUAAGCUGGUCUGUAGCUGCCUGUUGAUCAGCACGGGUACCAAGCAGCUGGCUGCCUCUCCACAGCUUUUUGAAUGAGCAGAAGUUGCACUGUGUCCUUGUGAAGUUAUUCAGCCAAUAUUUGUUGAUCUUAGCAGCGCUCUCUUCUCUGCACAGGGAGAGACAUUUAUAGCUACAUCACAUUCCAUUCUCACAUUUGGUGCAGACUGACCAAUCCAGCCAAAGCUUUUCCAUCUGCACUAUUUUAUAUAUCCUGCACUUGUUUCUCCCAAAGGGCUCCCAGUAACUUUAGCUGCGUUCAGAGCAGAUGCUGAAUAGGAAGCCAAGUCAAUGCAGGGAUAAAUUCUCACUGUGAAUGUGGAACAAGAAGUGACUCUUUGGGAGGAAGUUUGAUUUUUGGAGGGUUUUUGGCAGGGCUACCUUUCAGGGUCAGUACGUACGUGAAAAGAGAACCACAGAUACCUUGAAUUUUCUUGCUAUCAAUUUCAAACAUCUCUAUCUGUAACUGUUCCACUAUCAGUGUAAUUUCCUUCCUUCCCUGGCGUAGCAAAGUAUUACGGUGCUUUCUUCAAUUUCUCUAAGAGAGGUGAAGUCAGAGGUGAGUUCUAGCAGCCAAAAGCCCCCUUUGGGAACACUCGGUGGUCUCACCGCAGAGAUUCCAGCUCAAGGGCUUCAGCAGCGGAUCAGUGGGAGAGCUGAAUGAAGCAAAUGGGGCUUUUGUUUGAAUGAAGAUCCACAGAAUAGAAUCCUGCCAUGAAAAGUGCAGAUGUUUAUUUGCUAAAAAACUGAUCCUGUAGCCAUCACCCAACCAAAAAGCUGCAGCAUGCUGAGCGCUCUUCUGCUACCGAAAUCUCCUCUUAACUGCAGCAGUUCAUCCGAAUUUCUCUGUCACUACCAGAGCAGCUCGAGCAGAAGGGAUGUAACCAAUAAAAUAGCAUUCUUUCGAAAUAAGUAUCUGUAUGAGGAGCCUGCAAUCACUGGAAUAGAAAACAAUCUCUAGUUAAUGUGCCAAGAUCUGAUUGAAACAGGACAGUUCAAGAGCCAUGGGACAACUGACCCUGCUUGCAAAUACCCUGCACUCCUCUUUGAGUAUUGCAUCGGGAUGUCGAAGCAGCUGGAGUUCAUGGUGUACAACAGAAAUCAGCCAAACCUACAGUCUGCAGAUUUAUAACUCCAUGCAGAUAACUGCAGGUGGCUGCACAAAGAUGUGCCUGCACACCACUACCAUUAGUGUUCCAUUCCUGCUUAACGCAUGGUAGUUUCUGAAGGAGCAGCUGCUGUUAUGCCAUGCAGAAGCACACAGCUGGGCAGCGGUUACAAGGCUGCUGUGUGCUCCACAACUUGCAGCCACUAAGCAGCCAAGGCCGGCAGAAACGCUGCCCCUCUUGAACACUAACCUUGCAUUUGUUUGCUUUGUCCCGUGAGCAGCAGCGCACAGGAGAGAGAAGGUAACGUGUACUUGCGGCCUCACACCUGCUUGGGGGUGCUUUAGAGGAAUGACCUUGACUGGCCGGGCAAAAGCCAUCAAUGCCUUGUUAGUGGUCGCUCUAGGAUUUGUUUCACCAAGGCUUUGCAGCAAAGGGACCAGCACAGCACAGCUGGCCCUGUUCCCAGCCCCUUUUCUAUCACAAUGCUAAGUGUUGGGAUAAAGAAAUGCCUAUUUUGUAACCAAAUGAUGCAAUUUUUGUAUGCUUUUUGGCAGCACUUGCCAUCGGGUAGUGAUGCUUUAUGUCAAUGAUUCUAUGACUUGCUACAGAACUAUUUUACGUUAAGAAGAAAAUAAAGAGCAUUCAGAUGUGCCAAAAAAUGUGAGGUUAAGUGAAGUGUAAUUAGCUCUGAAAGCUCCUCUGUAACCUGCCUAAUGUCACAAUGGAUUUCAACUACUGUGGGUACAGUGCGCUGGUUUUUACCUCUAUAAAGUUUUAAUAUAAAGUGAAGAAAGAUGCUAACCCUUAAAAUCCGGCAAUGCAGACUGGUGUGAACUGAUGUAUUUUAUGAAUAGAUUCUCAUUGUGAUGUAAGUUUAAAUAAAUUGUUGGGUUAUGGAAGAUUGUAACAUA